UCGUGCGUGUGUGUACAUUAUAGUGCACUGCCACUGGAGAGUCGCGCGGCGCCCUGCACAUUAUACACAACAGAGGCGAUUGUUUACCUCGAAACGCUUUAUAGUGUGUGUAUACACACGCAGGCCAGUGACAGUUCGCUGCACCUCACGCGCGCUCCACUCGAGGAAUCGCUUUAACCACACUGCACCCCAAUCGUAUUAGGGGUUUUUUUUUUCUCUGUAUAUAUAGCCUGGACAUUUUUUGGUGACUGCAAAGUUUAUAGUAUAUAACAGCGCCUCAACGUCCAAUCGUUCCUUCGGACUCGUCGAUUUUUAUUUUUCCUUUUCUUUUCUUUUUUUUAUGAUUAAUUCGUUCUUCGUCGCGUUCGUGGGAGUUCUUACUCGUCGUCGUCGACAACAUCAUGAGUUUACUCGACAAGCAGACCGCUGAUACCCGCGACAAUGGCGCGGCGGACACGACCACCACCAGCAAAGCCGUCGACGAACCCCAAGGUGUCUCGCAGGAGUCGACGGGCAUCACCCCCGAAAUGGUUCUGGGCUUUACAUCCAUUACCGAUUCCUACUUGUGCACGCCCGAGGCCAAUACCUACGGCAUCGACUUCACGAAAUUUCACAUUCGCGACAUCGACACGGGCCUGACUCUGUUCGAAAUCGCAAAGCCACCCGUACUGAAAUCCGACGCGGACGGCGAGAAGAGCGGCGGCGAACGCGUCGCGCCCCCGACGGCCGACGAGACCAAGGACUCCAACGCCGGACGAUACGUGCGUUAUCAGUUCACGCCACAAUUCUUGAAGCUGAAAAACGUCGGAGCCACGGUGGAGUUCAUGACGGGCUCGAAGCCCAUCAGGAGAUUCCGCAUGAUCGAGAAGCACUACUUCAAGAGUCAGCUGCUCAAGACGUUCGACUUCGAGUUCGGAUUCUGCAUACCCAACAGUCGAAAUUCCUGCGAGCACAUUUACGAAUUUCCCGAGCUGCCGGCGGAAUUAGCUGCCGAAAUGAUUGCCAAUCCGUUCGAGACCAAAUCGGACUCGUUCUACUUCGUCAACGACGAGCUCGUGAUGCACAACAAAGCGGACUACGCGUACAACGGCGGCCUGGAGCAAAAGGAAUGAACUCUCGUCAUGGAUUUUUCUAAAUGAAACAACUUGGAACGUUGGCUCUAAAGAAUGUAAUAUCAUUAAAUCAAUUUAUUACUUUGUACAUACUAUAUAUAUAAUUGUAUAUUCAUCACAUAUAUACUCAAUUUAUAUCACGGGUGAUAUAAAAUAAUUUUUCCUUUUCUUCUUUGUAUAAAUAAUUUACAAUUUUAACUUUGUAUUUAUAUUUUACAAAGUUUUGGUACAUCACAAGUAAACGAUAGCAGCUGCUAUCAAAUCUACACAA
Molecule: messenger RNA, 1383 nt
Organism: Trichogramma pretiosum
Lineage: Eukaryota; Metazoa; Arthropoda; Insecta; Hymenoptera; Trichogrammatidae
Gene: unc-119
Product: protein unc-119 homolog
Exons: 5
Coding region: 402-1112 (236 amino acids)
Biological process (GO): nervous system development; cilium assembly; lipoprotein transport
Cellular component (GO): cilium
Molecular function (GO): lipid binding
Source: RefSeq, a predicted model, not a curated record